AUGGCGUCCACGUCACGUCAAAAUGUCGCGUCUGGAGGAAUAUUUGAUCUUCCUCGCGUUACUUACAGUGAAUCUACAAGACAACUCCUAAAAGCAGAUCUCCUGCAGGAGGCGGCCGUCAGCAGGCAGCACCAGCGGUACAUCGAGCGGUGGGUGGGCGGCGGCGGCUCGCUCCCCCGCCAGGAGGCUCUCGCGGCCAACAGCCAGGACCCCCACGCCCACGGGAGGCCCCCCACGGCCAGGAAGACGCCACGCCCACACAUCCAGGCCAAGCGGUCCCAUGAGGCCAUCAAGAACAUGGGACUCUACGCGCCCAACACGCACUAUGUGCCGCCGCCGCCCAAAUACGGACCGGGGUCGAAGGAAAGGUGCCAGGAACUCAUGGCCUACGGGCGUGAGGGCGUGACCACUCACCCGACGCCGAGGAGGAAGGCGCGGCAGAAUCUUCAGGAGCCGAAGACAGACCGGUUUUCGGAGUUGGUUCGCGAGAUGGAGGAACGGGUGCAGUGGCUUGAGGCGAUGGAGGCCGUGGGCGCCGGCGACGAGUACCGCCCCCUGAUCGCCUCUCAGCUGGCUCUCAAGCUUCGCGAUCUCGAACUGCUCGAUCAGGAGCGCGCCAGGGAACUCGCCCGCUCCAUGAGAAUUAGUCAAGCCGGACACUCGGUUUCUGAAGGUGGGAAAGGAGGCGAGGAAGGUGGAAACCCAAAGGAAGGAGGGACAGAGGAUGCUGCACCAGCGAGGGAAUAAGGCUUCAUGCUUUUGUUUUGUUUUUCUCUCUCUCUCUUUUAUUUUUCUUUUUCUUUUUUUUUCUUUUUCAUUUAAGUCCAAAUUCACUCGUAUAUUUUUUUCUCUCUAUGCGUCUGCUAGUGGUUAUUAUUAGUAUAAUUAUUAUUGCUGUUGUUAUCAUGUUAUUGUUAUCAUUAUUAUUAUCUUACUAUUAUUUUUAUUUAUGAUGAUCAUUAUUAUUAUCAUUGUUAUCAUUAUUAUUAUUAUUAUUAUUAUUAUUAUUAUCAUUAUCAUUAUCAUUAUCAUUAUCAUUAUUAUUAUUAUUAUUAUUAUUAUUAUUAUUAUUAUUAUUGUUAUUAUUAUUAUUAUUAUUAUCAUCAUCAACAUUAUCAUUAUUGUUAUUAUUGUUAUUAUUAUUGUUAAUAUUUAUUAUAAUUAUUGUUAUUUUUAUCAUCAGCAUUAUCAUUAUUAUCAUUAUUGUUAUUAUCAUUAUUAUUAUUAUCAUUAUUGUUAUUAUUAUUAUUACUAUUAUUAUUAUUAUUAUUAUUAUUAUUGUUGUUAUUAUCAUUAUUAUCAUUAUUAAUAUUAUUGUCGUUAUUAUCAUUAUUAUUAUUACUGUUGUCUUCAUUAUCAUCAUUAUUGUCAUUAUCAUUAACAUUGUUUUAAUUAUUAUGAUUAUUGUUAUUGAAGUUUUAGAGAAGAAUACAAUUAUAGAUACAAGGUAAUUUAGGAAGAAAAUAUCAGAAAUGGUACGAAUUAAUGUUUUGUCCUAAAGAGAAUACACUUCCAAAGAUUAAUUAUUAUAUUUGAUAAUUAAUUCAUGAUCAGAUCGUAAAAUGCGCUUAUGAAAGGCAGAAUGUUUAGAUCUUCAUGUUAUUAUAUCAAUAUAAUUAUAUUAUUCGCGAUGAAUGUUUUUGAUAAUUCACGGAUGUAAGAGAGAUGUACAGCAGUAAAUAAAAAUAAAGUAUAUGUUAUUUAA
This is a messenger RNA of Penaeus indicus, 1705 nucleotides long. RefSeq names its product UPF0193 protein EVG1-like. The record is from RefSeq and is a predicted model, not a curated record. Lineage: Eukaryota; Metazoa; Arthropoda; Malacostraca; Decapoda; Penaeidae. Bases 1 to 747 code for a protein of 248 amino acids. The transcript is spliced from 4 exons.